GAGAGGGAGGAGAGUUGAGCUGAGCAGAGCACUCGAGAAAGAGACAAAGAGUUAGGGUUUUUGAUUCGCCUGAGAAGAUGCCGUGCUUGAACCUCUCAACCAACAUCAGCCUGGAUGGCGUCGACACCUCCUCCAUCCUCAAGGAGGCCACCUCCACCGUCGCCAAAAUCAUCGGCAAACCUGAAGCUUAUGUGAUGAUCGUGUUGAAGGGUUCCAUACCCAUGUCUUUUGGUGGGACUGAACAGCCAGCAGCCUAUGGUGAGCUGUUGUCCAUAGGGGGCCUGAACCCAGACAACAACAAGAAGCUUAGUGCUGCAAUCUCCGCCAUCCUUGAAACCAAAUUGUCUGUUCCCAAGUCACGAUUCUACCUGAAGUUCUAUGAAGCAAAGGCCCAUCAAAGUCAAGAAUAUGCACAGUGUCUACAUGCUUUACACCAGUACUAGCUAAUGGAUCUGAAGUCGGAUGGAAUGGAUCCACCUUCUAGAUUGUGUCACUUGUGCGCUCAUCCUGAAUCUGUUUUCAACUGGAUGCUUUUCCAUGGAAGCAGUGUCUCAUUUGAGUUGUAACUUGGUGCUGUAACAGCUAUGAUAGUGUGAUAUUAUGUACUUUGCUGUUAUCUUGUGGCACAGUAUUAUAUAUGUUCGACAAUACUUUAGUGCCUUUUGCUUAAUCCUUCCUCCAUCACCAAUAAAUAUACAUCUUCUUUAA
Messenger RNA from Diospyros lotus (date-plum), 708 nucleotides. RefSeq lists its product as uncharacterized. Gene Ontology annotation, molecular function: phenylpyruvate tautomerase activity. Bases 78 to 443 code for a protein of 121 amino acids. NCBI's taxonomy places the organism in Eukaryota, Viridiplantae, Streptophyta, Magnoliopsida, Ericales, Ebenaceae. The transcript is spliced from 4 exons. The record is from RefSeq and is a predicted model, not a curated record.